Molecule: messenger RNA, 2556 nt
Organism: Fibroporia radiculosa
Lineage: Eukaryota; Fungi; Basidiomycota; Agaricomycetes; Polyporales; Fibroporiaceae
Exons: 10
Coding region: 1-2556 (851 amino acids)
Cellular component (GO): nucleus
Source: RefSeq, a predicted model, not a curated record
AUGAUCUCCGACGCUCAGCGGCCUUCCUCCUCGGUUAUGGAUAUCUUCAAUCGGCCUCCGGCAAUCUCGGAGGACACCCUCCAGUACACUCUUUAUCUACCCAACGAAUUCAGUGACAAAGCUUCGGCCACUGCGCUAGCUACUCUCAUGCGGGAGUAUGCUGACACGACAUUUCCGGACCAUUUGUGGCAUCGUGACGCAUUCGAGUUGAAAGUCGCACAGGAUACCGAUUCGGAAGACUGGUUACUGGAGGGCAGAAUGAGGGUCGGCGAUUGCGUAGACGACGAAUGGUGUGUUGUCUGGCUUUUAAGGGAGAUCAGUGCAAAAUGGGAUGUCGUCAUCAGUGUCUUCGAUUCAGACGGCGAAUUCCUACUGAUCGAAGCGGCGGAAGCGCUUCCAUCAUGGGUAACCCCUUCCAAUGCUGAAAACAGGGUCUGGAUCUACCGCUCCCGCCUUCAUAUAAUUCCCCUCUCUCAUGUGUCUGCACCAUCCAGCAGACAUAAAAGGCGCCGGUAUUCUGGUAGCAAAGACAGUGACGACGAGGAUGCUAUUACACGAGAUGACGCCGACGAUUUUGUCAAUAUUCCAGAUGCUCUCAAGGUCGUAGUCAAUCCAGAAGUAGACACUUUAGCUCCUGUGAGUGUCCAAAAUGCUGUUUGGAAAAGAAUUUCUGGUUAUCCUGUCGCGGCCCGUCAACAUGUGCAUUCGACAAAAGCAUGGCUACCUGUCGACAUAGCGAAGGCGUUGUCUGUCGACUCUUCCCUUGCGCAAAAGCCUGUAGAGACAUUCUACACUCGGGAUACGCUCCAACUCCGAGCCGCCCAUAGGAUGGCUCGGUUUCCUCCAGAACCUUCCGUCCUCACGGGAAUCAAGCUCACUCGUACAGCUUAUGCACAGCUUGUCGGUCAAAAGUUCUAUCCUCCGAAGAUUUUUGGCCGAUGGCAAGAGAUGGAAGGUACGAAAGAGUGGCAAUGGAGGGACGUGGGGAUGAAAAUUGCUUGUGGGUUUGAAAUGUUGUAUCAAGAAAGCAAGAGCAGGUCGGACGGUGCGACUUGGUCGCCCGACGCUUUGAGAUCAUCGGCGCAGGCACGGUUAAAUGCCCUGAAGUCGAACCUUGACUAUGUGAAAUAUAUACAGAAUCUGAAGUCUAGUGGAUACUUCAAGGGUGAACUCGAAGGAUCUCAGUUAUGGAACGAGCUCGAAGAAAAAGCUGCUGCAACAUUUGUGGAGGUUCGGCGAGAAGAUGAUUCCACAAGGCCGUCAUUUGCCUCUAUAGUUAAUGCCGCAAUAACACAAGCGCCGGCAGGUGAUGUACACCCAAGUAGGACGGAGGAAGACUCCGAUGAUUGGCUCAAAGUUGAUGCGGACGAUCUCGAUUCUGCAUUGCAACAAACUUUCGGCAAAGAGUCUGGAACGAGAUCUCAGAGAUCGGCUGAUGCGAUGGACAUCGACAGUAAUGAUCAAAGCGACGAAACAGACGAAGAUCGUUUCGCGAAGCGCCAGGCUGCGCGGUUGCAGGAUCUCGCUAAGAAGGUGCAGGACUUUGUCGAGGGCGAAGGUGAUCUCGACGGCGCUCUAUUCGCAGACGAAGAGUUCUCAGAUAGCGGUGUUGAUGACGACGAAUCCGCUAUGUCUGAAGAUGAGAUCAACUCGGAUGAGGAAUCCUCGCCCCCGGCUCCUGAAUCGGAUGUAGCGCGAGAAGCCGCAAUGGCACUGCUGGUGCCGCAACUAGAUCCUUCUGAUUAUGGCAGGAUGCCAGCUUCGUUCUAUGCGAAUUCUCAGCGUAUUGCUCCUGCAACUGAGGACCGGGAAGAAAUAUCCGUUUCCGGGUCGUCUGCGUUUGUGCCUCACAUGCGAUCGAUCAGGCCACCUAUCAUCCCUAGAGACAAAUAUGAUGGUGUUGACUCGGAUGAUGAAACAGACGAAGACAGUCCAGGUAUUGCGGAUGAAGACGAAGCAGAAGACCAGCCACAGGUUGUGGGAGAGAUCGAAAUCAACAUGGAGGAAGAAGAGGAGGAGUUUUUGGAAUUUGCUCGCCAAGCUCUAGGUGUCUCGGAUCAGCAAUGGGGUGACAUCCUACAGGAGAGAAAGAAUCGUGGCGCUUAUAUUCCCCCUAUGGCCAUGGUACAAAGUCAGGACAAAAGCGUGAAGGACGCGCUAGAUGCAGAGAAGAAGCUGGACGAAAAAACUUUGAUGACAGGCCGUGACACAAACCUAGCCUCGUUUGAGGCUGUUAUGCAGGCUAUGGAUGCGGAAUUGGCGCGUUCUAAUGGCAAUAUACCUCCCUAUCGUAAAACAAAUAAAGACAACAGUAGAACUAAGUCGCCCGGUGAUGAACCCGUGAUUGACAUCGAGGCCGCCAUGGACGCAGAACUCAAGGCAACAUUGGAGAGGGAGGACGACGGCGAGGAGGAGGAUGUGGGCAAUGUUGAUUAUGGAAUGAUUAGCAAUUUCCUGGAAAGCUUCAAGAGUCAGGCAGGAUUGUCGGGACCAGUUAGCAGCCUUGCCGGGCGGUUGCAGCCAGGAUGGGCUUUACCGCGGGAUGAGUCGCGGUAG